This is a messenger RNA of Petromyzon marinus (sea lamprey), 4322 nucleotides long. NCBI's taxonomy places the organism in Eukaryota, Metazoa, Chordata, Hyperoartia, Petromyzontiformes, Petromyzontidae. The record is from RefSeq and is a predicted model, not a curated record.
CUCUCCCCCGGCUGUACGCGCAUCACACACACGGCACACACAUUCACAGCAGCUCGCGCUCUCAGCAUUGGCUACGCGGUCUCUUCUCGCUCCACCACCAACCAACCAACCACCAACCAACCACCACCUCCUCGUCCUCCUUCUCCUCUUCCGGCCGGUGGACGGAUGCCGCUACCAACACCACCACCAACACCACCACCAACACCACCAACAACCACCACCACCGUCGCAACCGCAGCGCCGUUCGCUAAAGAGUGAUGUGGCAUCGCGUACGUCAGCGCGUGGCAGUCCAGAAGCAGCGACAGCAGCAGCGGAAGCGGCGACAGCAGCAGCGGCAACAGCAGCAGCAGCAGCGACAACAGCAGCCACCGGUUCCUUCAGUCCAAGCCAACAGCCACCACCACCACCACCGCUGCUGCUGCCACGGCCACGCGGUGAUCCCGGCCGCCUGGCUGUGACGAGGAGGCCCCGGGGUGCUGUUGGCUGCUCGUGGUCACUGCGUGGGGAGAUUUGGUGGGGACGAGUUGGCUGGGUGGUUUAUACCGCGGUGGCUUUUACCGGCCCCUGUGUGGCUACCGACAGAUCGAGCGAGGCGAGGCGAGUGUAGGGGAGGAGAGAGAGAGAGAGAGAGGGCAGAGAGAGAGAGAGACGAGAGGGAGAACGCGGGGGGGGGGGGGUGGUUGAUGGAAGCUCCGGCCUGCGCUGCGAAUUUUCAAUUCCGGGGGAGAUCGAGCUGAGAUGUGAGAGCCACCGCCGCUGACCGAGCGAGUGACCGAGUGACCGAGUGACCGAGUGACCGAGUGACUUUGCUGGUUUGCCGCCCGUGGAGGCGGCCGUGACCGGGACGGGAGAUUUAAUCCGAAGCCUUCGCGUUCCCUGGCAGCAGCAGCAGCAGAAGAAUAAGAAGCCGAGCAAUCUUAGAGGACUGCGCGAGACGGUUGCCUGAGGUGUGAAGGAGUGGUGGGAGCUGGGGGUGGGGGGGGUGAAGUUGGGUGGGAGGGGGCAAGAAAAGCGACGAAGAUCAAUCCCAAGGAUUUCUCUCUUUCGAUUUGAGAUUUUGUUCGCUUGUGAGCGAAUGUUUUUUGUUUGUUAGCUUUCUGUUUAAAUGCCAAAAACGACGGCAACGAAGGCUCGCGGGAUGAAGCGUGAAUAGUCCGAGAGCUUCGGCAGGGCGAGCAGCAGCAGCAUGCCAGACUCGCCGGUGGAAGUGAAGGUUGCAGCCCGCUCCAGCGCCACACCUCCAGCCAUGCCUCCACCUCCUGCCUCGGUCGCGCAGGGAGCCCCGCGAGCCAGCACCUACACGCCCACCGCCAUGAUCAACGGUGGCUCCAGCCACUCGCCCACCGCUGCCUCCAUCGGAGGGUCGCCCUCGUCCCCUCCGCACGGCUACCACGGACCCUCGCCCUCGCCCUCGUCUGGGUCCUCUUCCUCCUCUUCCUCGCUGUCUUCGUCGUCGUCAUCGUCGUCGUCUGCGUCUGCGCUCUCCUUGUCCGCCGCGUCAACGCUCGGGCAGCAGCAGCAGCACCACCAGUCACAGCAUCACCACCAUCACCACCACCACCACAACCAGAGCAACCAACAGCAGCAUCAUCAUCAUCAGCAGCAGCAUCAUCAGCAGCAGCAGCAGCAGCAUCAUCAGCAGCCGGUACCGGCGGCUUGCGGAGCCAGGCAGCUGAGCAAGCUCAAGAGAUUCCUGGCGACGCUGCAGCAGUUCGGCUCCGACAUCUCGCCCGAGAUCGGAGAGCGAGUGCGAGGUUUGGUCCUCGGACUCGUGAACUCGAGCGUGACCAUCGAGGAGUUCCACUCCAAGCUGCAGGAGGCCACCAAUUUCCCCCUGCGGCCUUUUGUCAUUCCCUUCCUGAAGGCCAAUCUGCCGCUUCUCCAGCGCGAGCUUCUGCAAUGCGCGCGAACCGCCAAGCUUUCUCCGGCUCAAUACCUGGCGCAGAACCAGUUCUUGCUGCUCGACGUGGGCAUCCCUCCUGCUCCUCCUGCUGCGCCGCUACCGCCCGGCGCGGGAACCUCGUCCCACGGUGGCGGCACGAUGGCGGGAUCUCACAACCACCACCACCACCAGCACCAACACCACCACCAGCACCACCAGCAGCACCACCACCAGCAGCACCACCACCACCACCAGCACCACCCACCGCACCACGGGACCGCAACGACGCCACAGCACCACCACCAGCAGCAGCAGCAGCAGCACCACCACCAGCAGCAGCAUCAGCAGCAGUCACCGUCACCCUUCGACUCUGCCGAGCCUCUACUGGAGGUCAACGAGAAUGGGAAGAGGAGUCUGAGUGACAGGGGCAGCCGGGAGAAUGGGCUGGGCCACGACGCGCCGAGCGGCAAGCGCCUGUGCCCUCCGCUCGCUCCCCCACCGCCGUCCAUCGGCGGCGGUGGCAGCGGGCCGCCUCUCAACGGCUCGGCCGCUUCAUCCCACAAUGCCCUGGCCGCUCUGGCCUCUCCCCUGACGCUGGCUCCUCCGUUAGCCCCGGGCGGCGGCGGCGGCGGCGCAGGGGUCGUGGGGACGACGGCGCAGCGCCCGGCGUUGAGCGGAGGGGUGCACGGCCAGUCGGCGGUGGCGGCGGUGGGGCUGUCUCAGCCGGCGACGUUGUACUCGCUGGGCGGCGGCGGUGGGCACCACAGACGGGCGGAGGAGAUGGCGCACGGAGGGAGGGCAGCGCAUAACAUCCCACACGGAGGGGCGGCCAUGGCGGCCUCGCCGUCCGGGCUCUACCGGGAUGCGGCGUGCGAGAUGCGGGAGCACCGGGAGCGGCAUCACUCGCUCGCCCUGCCCGUGUCACGGCCCGAAGAGGUCAUCGACCACCGCUUGACAGAGCGUGAGUGGGCCGAGGAGUGGAAGCACCUCGACCACCUGCUCUCCUGCAUCCUGGAGAUGGUGGAGAAGACACGGCGCGCCAUCUCCGUGCUCCGCCGCUGCCAGGAGACCGACCGGCAGGAGCUGGCGCGCUGGGUCCGCCGUUGCUGCUCCGAGGAGGCCGCCGACCCUCCCGGCGCCAGCGCCAGCGCCGGCCCCAUCGGCAAGAAGAACGGGCUGGGCCACGUCGCGGUCGGAGGCUCUGGCUCCACGCUCGGCUCCGGGUCCAUGUCCGGGAUUUCCAAGCAGCAGCAGCAGCAGCUGGCGCCGGCGGUGGCGGCCGUCUCGUCGGGCGGGCUCGCGUCGACCGCGUCGCUGCUUCUGCUGGACACGCACCAGGAAUUCUUGUCGAGGCCAGGAACGCGCUACAUGCCCGAAGAUAUCUGGAGAAAAGCAGAGGAGGCGGUGAACGAGGUGAAGCGGCGGGCCAUGUCGGAGCUGCAGAAGGCCGUGUCGGACGCGGAGAGGCAGGCGCGGAGCACCAUCGAGGGGGAACGCGCACGCAUGGAGCGUGUGCUCGCAGACGCCAAACGGCAGGCGGCCAGCGAAGCCAUCGCCAUCGUGGCGCGGCAGGACGACUCCAGCGAGAGCUGUUGGAACUGCGGCCGCAAGGCGAGCGAGACGUGCUCGGGCUGCAACACGGCACGCUACUGCGGCGCCUUCUGUCAACACAAGGACUGGGAGCGCCAUCACCACGUUUGCGGGCAGCGGCAGCAGCAGCAGCAGCAACCACAAAAGGAACAACAUCGUCAUCAUCAUCAGCAUCAUCAUCAGCAGCAGCAACAACAACAACAGCCCAAGGUUGAACCAUCUCCACAGCCCGCGGCUGACCUCAUCGUUCAAACGGCCGGAUCGGUCAAGGGAGGAGGAGGAGGUAGCAGCAGCAGCGGCGGCAGCAGUGGCUGUAGGGUUGGUGGUUCACCGGAUGAUGGGGUUAUCGCCGCCGCUGUCUCUGCCCCGCCGCCGCCGCCGCGAGCCGACUCGCCGAUCGUGGUGGAGAUCGGAGCCGCGGCGUCUCGCUGAUUUUGGGCUCCUUCAGCCCCGCUCGCCCGCACGACGAAGCGGCGACGGCGGCGACGAACGAUGUCUGGCCGCCCGCUGUGCCCACCGGGAAAUUAACUCGUUACGUUAUAAACAAACAGAAACCGCGUGCAGCAGGGUUGUUUAUUUGUUGUUGUUGUUGUAAGGGCUUCAGCUUUUUUUUUACACACUUCCGUCGAUUUGUUGAGGAGGAGAGAGGUUUUUUGUUGUUGUUGCUAUUGUUGUUGUGGAAGCUUGUUGCAUUCUAGGAAAGGCUCGGGCGGCUGUGGACAAGGCCUCGGCCUAGAUUUAUAAUUGCCAUGACAACGAAAAAUGCCCCCCACCCCCCCCCUCCCGACACUCUCCGCACAGGUGGGAGGCGAGGUGGGGGGGGGGGAAGUGGUGGUGGGGGGGGGUGCAU